Rangifer tarandus platyrhynchus (Svalbard reindeer) is the source of this 642-nucleotide messenger RNA. The record is from the annotation of a GenBank genome assembly. Lineage: Eukaryota; Metazoa; Chordata; Mammalia; Artiodactyla; Cervidae.
AUGAGGCUGCUGGCCCUGGGCAUCCAGGAAAGGCCCCACCCCUGCCCCAAGUCCACUACAGGAAGGGGUAAGGAAAGCGGCCACAGCCUGGCACCCUGCCCUCUCUCUGGGCCUCAGUUUCCUCUUUUGUUAGAAGUCUCCUUGCCCUCUGAAAUGCCAUCAGCCUUCAAAGCAGGAGGGGCCUGCGUGCUUCCUACCCUCCACCAUGGCGACGCCUCCUCCUUCUGCUCAGGGGGUUCUCAGCCCGCCCCUCCCCAUCCUCAGUGGGAGCUUGGCCCUCCCUGCUCAAGGGACACAGGAGACACAUCUCAGAUCCAUGGACAUGACCUCUGGGAGACCCAAGAGCACUGGACUAGGAGCCUGGACAUCACAGUCUCAGUCCUAGCUCCGUCUCAACUUGCUGUGUGCCCUCGGCGGAGUCACAUUCCUUCUCUGGUUCCUGGAAAACUGUGGUGCUUGGAUAGGAAUGUGCCUAUCCUUCUGGCUCUGGCUGUGUGCACUCUACCCCUCAACCUGCCAGCAAUGACACCUCUCAGACUGCUUCCUGUCCGUGGAAGGACAGGAUUGUGCCGGGUCUCCCAAGGAGCUUCUGGCUGGAGAUGUCUACACCUGUUUACUGAGCUGGAAGGGGCUCUGGACUGA